Messenger RNA from Aspergillus novofumigatus IBT 16806, 1777 nucleotides. Its product is annotated as purine and uridine phosphorylase. Gene Ontology annotation, biological process: nucleoside metabolic process. The record is from RefSeq and is a predicted model, not a curated record. The transcript is spliced from 2 exons. Gene Ontology annotation, molecular function: catalytic activity. Lineage: Eukaryota; Fungi; Ascomycota; Eurotiomycetes; Eurotiales; Aspergillaceae. Bases 142 to 1632 code for a protein of 496 amino acids.
CACUCCUCUGUACACGAACCAUGCGCUGAGGACCUAAAUGCCCAUCAUACCCAAUAGUUAGUUCCCUACGGACGCAGGGAGCGCAAGAUUCCUCAAUCAAAGUCAUUUAACAUUUCUCAAUAAAUCGUUAAACGAAGGAAGAUGUCAUCGCUUGGACAGGGUAGCGAGCCCAGCAUCAACUACGUUGAUGCGAGCAACUGUUCCCCUCCAUCUGGCACAAAGCUCGCCGUUGACACCGAUUGUUCGAUAUCCUCAUAUCCCGUGUUGUUGUGGGGCAACUACAUUUUCUGGCCGUUGUCGUACAUUGACAAUCGGUUGUCGCUGGCAAUAGUUCAAACAAACACAGCAGGCGCUACCAUCAGGACCGUGGAGGCAACUGGUGCUCGCUAUAUCAACAACAUCCAGAUCGAUACUGCCAACAAAAGAGUGAGCUUCGUUGGCCAGGCUGGAAUGGUUGCUAGUCUGUCUUGGAGUAUUCUCUUUGGAACUCGAGUUCUUAAUAAUCUUGGGCAGUUUGCGCCUCAACUUCAAUCGGCAGCAGCUCCUGUAGUAGUCAAGAAUGAUGACACCGAGCCCUCAUGCCCACCAUCCCAUCGCCAUGAGUUUGAAGUAGGCAUAAUAUGCGCCUUGGAGACCGAGUUCAACGCCGUUACCCCGCUCUUCGACCAAUACUGGGACGAGGAUGGCGAUCGCUACGGCAGGAUCUCAGGGGAUCAAAACACCUACACAACUGGCAGGAUAGGCAAAUAUAAUGUGGUCCUUGCCCUCCUACCGGGUAUGGGUAAAGCCAACGCAGCGGGAGCAGCAGCAAACUUCCGUUCCAGCUACAGAGGAGUGCAGCUUGCUCUGCUUGUGGGUAUUUGUGGCGCUGUCCCAAAGAAUGCAGAAGGUAAGGAGAUAUUGCUGGGUGAUGUUGUGAUCAGUCAAUAUGUAAUUCAAUAUGACUUUGGGAGACGUCUGCCGGACAAAUUCAAAAGGAAAGAUACACUGCAGGACAGUCUUGGGAGGGCCAAUGCGGACAUCCGCGCCUUUGUGGCGACAUUAAGGACGCGAAGAUUCUUGCACCUUCUCCAGUCGCGAAUGCUGCACCACCUUAAACAUCUUCAGAUGAAGGUCGAUGAUGGGGAAUAUGAGCCUCCUGAUAUUGCGGAAGACCGAUUGUUUCAGCCUGCCUAUCGUCAUAAACAUUCUGAAGAUCAAAACUGUCAAAUUUGCAACCAGUGUACCGGCAAAUCAGAUCCUGUCUGUGAAGAAGCUCUCGACUCCACAUGUAUAAAACUGAAAUGCGAUGAGAGCCAACUAGUGCCAAGGCAGCGACUUGCAGGUAUAAAAGACAAUCAGAACAGCGGUAACGUGCAUAAGCCUGCUAUACACUUUGGGCCGAUUGCAUCUGGGGACACAGUCAUGAAAUCUGGGGAGGAUAGAGAUAUGAUUGCUGCAAUCGACAACAUCAUUGCCUUUGAGAUGGAGGGAGCAGGUGUAUGGGACAACAUGCCCUGCAUCAUUAUUAAAGGCGUCUGUGACUAUGCAGACUGUCAUAAGAAUAAGAAGUGGCAGCACUACGCUUCAGCCACUGCUGCUUCUACUAUGAAAGCUGUUUUGGAACGAUAUAUUCGAACGGACAAGCGGUAACCUUCAGCCGCAGGUGAGACUGUGGGAUAUCUCAUGGAUCAAUUCAGGCCAUAAAUGACACAUAGUCAGCUGCUAAGUCGUCCCGUUGCAGGAUCUGCAAAAAUGAGAUUCACUAGGUCGUUGCUACUGGGAUAUGACUAUCUGC